AGAACCAAGCACACCAUGGACCUCUUUGGAAAGGUGGAGGCUGAUGUAGAAAUCACUGCUUCAGCUUCUAAGUUUCAUCAAAUAUUUCACCACAGGCCUCAUCAUAUUUCCAAUUUCUCUAGGGGCAUAAUACAUGGCGUUGAUCUACUCGAAGGCGAAUGGGGCAAAGUCGGGUCCAUCGUCAUUUGGAGAUAUUCACAUGAUGGGAAGGUUGUGGCAAGCAAAGAGAUAAUUGAAGCCGUUGAUGAAGAGAACAACUCUAUCACUUUCACAGCCAUUGAAGGAUGCCUUUUGCAGCAAUAUAAGAGCUUCAAGUUGAAGCUUCAAUGUAUCCCAAAGGAGAAGGGAAGCGUUGUUCAUUGGACUUUAGAAUAUGAAAAAUUGCACGAUGGGAUUCCAGACUCCCAUGGCUUGCUUCAAUUAUGUGUUGCUAUGUCCAAAGACAUUGAUGCUUACCUUAUGGAAGACAAUGAAGUGGCAUGACCACCACGUUUCUCCACGCUACGAUGGUACAUAAAUAAAUCAUGUUUUACUAUGUUGUCGAUUAUAGCUAUGUUUUGCUUCGAUGUUUGGUUGUGUUUUAUGGUAAUGAUAUUGUCGUUUUAUUUAUAAAUAUUUUCAUAUAAGGAUAAGAUUUGAACUGAAA
Messenger RNA from Cucurbita maxima (winter squash), 646 nucleotides. Its product is annotated as MLP-like protein 43. The record is from RefSeq and is a predicted model, not a curated record. The coding region runs from base 16 to 483 and encodes 155 amino acids. NCBI's taxonomy places the organism in Eukaryota, Viridiplantae, Streptophyta, Magnoliopsida, Cucurbitales, Cucurbitaceae. Gene Ontology annotation, biological process: defense response. The transcript has 2 exons.